Engraulis encrasicolus (European anchovy) is the source of this 3202-nucleotide messenger RNA. RefSeq names its product serine/threonine-protein kinase ICK-like. Gene Ontology annotation, molecular function: protein serine/threonine kinase activity; ATP binding. Gene Ontology annotation, biological process: cilium assembly; protein phosphorylation; intracellular signal transduction. The transcript is spliced from 15 exons. The coding region runs from base 375 to 2336 and encodes 653 amino acids. The record is from RefSeq and is a predicted model, not a curated record. Gene Ontology annotation, cellular component: cilium; cytoplasm; nucleus. NCBI's taxonomy places the organism in Eukaryota, Metazoa, Chordata, Actinopteri, Clupeiformes, Engraulidae.
ACCAACGCCAACUGUAGCUGAACCAUAACUCUGUUGCUAGCAGAGAACAGCAGGCGGAGGUCACGGUUGUUCAUCUUGCGAGUUGUAUUUAUCUAAAAUAGGUUAAAUAUACCCACGUAUACAAAUGCUAAUCGUAUGGGGAAAUGUAAUUACAUUGUUCUAAUGUUUUUCCAUGGGACUAGACCGCAGCAGGUGACAGCAAGUCAGUGACAAUAUGAGUCCUGCAUUUGUGCCAAUAACUGUCCACGGCUGUUGUCACCGAAAAAGCUGGCUGCACUCAACAGCAGCCAGAGGGUUUCCCUGUCCCAUGCCACAAGUCAUCACACUCUACACCAAACAGCUGGUGACACUAGGCCACCACACAACGACGAAACAUGAAUAGAUACACAACGCUCCGGCAGCUGGGCGAUGGCACCUAUGGCUCCGUCAACCUCGGCCGCAGCCUGGAGUCCGGAGAGCUCGUCGCCAUCAAGAAGAUGAAGAAGAAGUUUUAUUCCUGGGAGGAGUGUAUGAAUUUACGAGAGGUUAAGUCCUUGAAGAAGCUCAACCAUGCCAAUGUGGUCAAACUGAAGGAGGUGAUCCGGGAAAACGACCAGCUGUACUUCGUCUUUGAGUACAUGAAGGAGAACCUGUAUCAGCUUAUGAAAGAUAGGACCCGCCUCUUCCCCGAGUCGGCCGUCAGGAAUAUCAUGUUCCAGAUACUGCAGGGUCUCGCCUUCAUUCAUAAACAUGGCUUUUUCCACCGGGAUCUGAAGCCGGAGAAUCUGCUGUGUAUGGGCCCUGAGCUGGUGAAGAUAGCUGACUUUGGCCUGGCCCGCGAGAUCCGCUCCCGCCCCCCCUACACAGACUACGUCUCCACCAGAUGGUACCGGGCUCCAGAGGUGCUGUUGCGGUCCACCUCCUACAGCUCCCCCAUAGACCAGUGGGCCGUAGGCUGCAUCAUGGCCGAACUCUACACCCUCCGGCCCCUCUUCCCCGGCUCCAGCGAGGUCGACACCAUCUUCAAGAUUUGCCAAGUCCUCGGCACGCCCAGGAAGGGUGAGUGGCUGGAGGGUCAUCAGCUGGCGUCUGCCAUGAAGUUCCGCUGGCCGCAGUGCGUCCCCACCAGCCUGCGAAGCCUCCUGCCCAGCGCCAGCAGCGAGGCCGUCCAGCUCAUGAAGGACCUGAUACAGUGGGACCCCAAAAAGAGGCCCACCGCCAGCCAGGCCCUGCGCUACUCCUACUUCAGCGUGGGCCAGGCUCUGGGUACGCCGCAGCAGAUCCUGGAUCAGUCCCGCCCGCAGCCCCAGGCCUCCUCUCCAGCCCUCCAGCAGCACCACAGGCACCAGCAGCAGCCACAUACACAGCCACAGUUCCGGCAGCCUGUUCCACCAGCCCAGCCGCCCCCCCAGCCCCCCGCUACACAGCCCCCCGCUCUCUUCCCCCAGCGGCCCCUGCAGCAGAUCCAGCCCCCAUCUGUGCCGCUCUACCAACGCCACGCGGAGCUCGCCAUUCCGGAUCCUUCCAUCUGCUUGGGCAAGCAGCAGCAGCAGCAGCAGACGACGCAUACGCAAGAAGAGGGAGAGCGGGGACUCAAGACACGCCUCCCACUCAUACACGACAAGGGCACACGCGGCACACAGGAGUCGGAGAACACAAACUUCUCAGGUUUUUCCAGUAAGCCCAAAGCUGGCCGGCGGAGAUGGGGCCAUGGGGCCACCGGAGUGCUGAAAGACGACUGGGAUGACUACGAGGACAUCGAUACGACUAUCACACUCCUGGGCAAAACCGGACACUCCACCGACAAACACAGACAAGGAGACGACGCCCCAAACAGGUAUGGAGCUGUGACCAAUUACAGUCCUACUGUUGGGAGGAGCGAGGCCUCUGCUAAUUUAAACAACAUCCUGGGCUACCCCGACCAGUCCAGAACCGCCUCCGCCAAACAACAUUACUUGAAGCAGUCCAGAUAUCUGCCAGGGUUGAGUACGAAGAAGAAUGUGGCGAUGGGUUCGAGUAAAGACUACAGUGGGAGCGGUCAGUGGGGGGCCAGCACCAUUCCCAUGGGAGGGACACUGCCACUCCGAGGACACCACGGCACUCUUCCAAGUAGUUAUGUGUCCUCCUUCUACAAGAAAGAGCCCGGCCCUCUGAACCCAAGAGUACAGUUGGCACCUACAGUUGACUCAAAACCAUCAAAUUAUGCAACGUGGAGGUCUUCUCGGAGCCUGGGAGGAGCGGGAGCAUCAUCCUACAGCGCCUCACCCACCAAGAGCACCCCCACCACACGCCCCCGACCGCCCGUCCACCCCGUGCACGGACGCACCGACUGGUCUGCCAAAUACGGCCACAACUAGUUAACUAAUGUGGCUAGCUACGUACUUUACCGGAUGGACUAGUUAGCUAAUGUGGCUAGCUACGUACCUUACCGGAUGGACUAGAUAACUAAUGUGGCUAGCUACGUACCUUACCGGAUGGACUAGAUAGCUAAUGUGGCUAGCUACAUACCUUACUGGAUGGACUAGAUAACCAAUGUGGCUAGCUAUGUACCUUACCGGAUGGAAUAAUUAACUAAUGUGGCUAGCUACGGUACGUACCUUACAGGAUGGACUCUUUGGUGGCCUUGACUUACUGGUUACUGUAUUGUUAAUAUUCGUUUUUCCCCCUCUCAUGGAUUUUUUGUAACUCAAAAUCCUGUACAUAUGGCUUCUAUGUCAAUCAGCAAUAAUAACUGUUUUUUGUAUUUUUACUGUAUACUGUUGGUGUACAUUUUUGUUAAAUAUAAAUACAUGUAUCUGUGCGGGUAUGUCAUGUUCUCAGUGUAGUGGGUUGUUAAGCUUUUAUUUUGUGUCAUUUUUCUGUUCUUCUUUUGAGUAUUUGUGGGAAAUGCAAUUGCUUAUGCAAAUAAUUUCUUGUCCGAGAUGGUGUGCGUAAACUGUAAAUUGGAGUACAUAUUUACACAGUAUACACGGAUGUAUCCCCUUUUUGCCCUUUUAACCAACGUGUGGCCAUAUUUCUCAACAUAAAACAGCUGCAUGUGGAACUACCCACGUAUUGUACACCAUAAAUGUCAAUGUGUCAAUGACCGUGUUCUUUUUGUACCAUUUUUUUAAUAUUAUGAAUUUUCAAAACUUUUUUUUUUGGUCUUUUGUUUUUAAAGUACUGUCAUUGUCUUUAUAUUGUGAUGUUCAUAUUAAAGGUUUUUUUCUAUUACUUAACAGUG